This is a messenger RNA of Octodon degus (degu), 3447 nucleotides long. Its product is annotated as spermatogenesis-associated protein 31D1-like. The record is from RefSeq and is a predicted model, not a curated record. The transcript is spliced from 4 exons. The coding region runs from base 1 to 3447 and encodes 1148 amino acids. Lineage: Eukaryota; Metazoa; Chordata; Mammalia; Rodentia; Octodontidae.
AUGGAGAAUGUUCUCUCUUUUCUGAAUAGCCAUACUGAGUCAUGGCUGAGCUUUGGCUCAGCAUUCUUGGAUACAGAUCCUAACUUUACCUUUCUGAGUGCAGCAGGGUUGCUCUUUCUGCCCUUGUGCUACCUGUUGCUGAAACCAUGGUUACCAGCCCUCUGGAGAAACAAAGACAUCCAAAAGCAACAUCUCAGCACCAAAAGGAGGAGAACUAGAUCAUUGAGAGGUCAGAGAACUUGGCAGAGAGAAGCAGAUGAGGGGAAGAAAUUGCUUUCUGUUGUGAAAAGCCCCCUGGGUCAGCAACAUGACAUCACACACUUCCGACAACUGCUGUGUCCAGACCCCCUCUGUAAAGUGUGUAACAGCACAACAGCAAACAUCAGUCAUCUGCUCUCUCGGGCAUCCCUGGAAGAUGCUCCUCAUACUGUGUCUCGUUUGCCAUCCAUUGCCUCUGUGACAAAGUUAUCACUCACUCAGACAUCUGCCAUCUCUGCAAUUUCUGCAGGGCACACAAUUUCAGCCUCUUUAACUGAGCAUUCUCUGCCUCAACCCUGCACUCUCCCACCUUACCAGGUCGCCACUUCAGCAGACCCACAUUCACCCUCAACUCAAGGUGGCUCUGUGCCACCAGAGUCCAAUCCUCCCAGAUUCCCAGUGGACCAAUUCCCAUCAGAGCCACUUGCCAGUGCCUCAGGCCGACCACAUCACACUCAAGAAGAGGAAAGUGUUCUCCAACCAGAAGCCCCACUGUCCCUCAAUGAUAGCUCUAGUGAAUUGUCCAUUGGUGACCUCAGUUCAGUGGAGGCCUCCUUUGGGGGACACAGCACAACCUACCAGGUAGAACCUGGAUCCCUAAGGUUUCCCAGGUCUGCCAGCCCUGCUCUCAUUGAGAGAGAUAUUAAGAAGACAGAUGAUUUCCCGAUGUACAGUGAACGAGAAAAGGGAGGAGGAUCUUUUGUAAAACAACAUGAACCAGACCACCCACUGACUACUACAGAGAAAAGACCAGAGUCAGUUGCCAAUAAACAGCACUCUGAACCUCCCUAUCAUCUCUGGAGCAAUGAAGGCAAAGCAGAAGAGCUGCAUGUGACUCAUAAGCUUGCAGGUCCUCAGAAUUUGGAUCACGUAGAGCCAAAAUAUAGUGACUUCAGCCAUUCUCCAGGCCUGCUUAGACAGUCAUUGAAUCCUCUUGUCCAUACUGCAGGUGGUUGCUUCAGUACAAUAUCCAAUGUCUUCAAAGCCUAUGAAUCUCCAAUCUUCCCACACACACCUUUUCUCUCCUGCCCUGAGGUCUACCCUCAAUCCUUGCCCCAUAUUCUGCCCCAAUCCCAAGCCAGCCAUCUCCAUUUUGUACAGGCACAGGACCAGCUUCAUGCUCUAGCUCAGAAUAGAGUCACAGAAGUGUGUUUUUAUAGCACGCAGAAUGAGGUGCAGUCUCUCGUACUCUCUGAAGUUCACAAUGUAGACUGUAACAUGUUACAGGAAGUAGAAGAAAGUGUGCAGAGUUUACCCUCUAUGGUCCAAAAAACCCAGGAAGACACUAGUCCUCCAGCUCACAAGCUACCACUAGUCACUGAGUCCUCCAAAGCUCAUGUGCCCAUCUCCACCCAUCAUAAAGAGACUGCCUUCAACAGUGAGCAGACAAAGAAACUAGAGCAUCAUCUUCAUGGGAAGUUCGCCCAACAUCAGGGGGACUUGCCCCCCCGAGUUCUCAAGUCUCCCUUGAAAGUGUGUCCUCAGACACAAUGUUCUGUGACCUUUGAGUCAAAGGGUAGUCAUGGAAUCAAUAGAUGCUCUUUGCUUAAGGGCCAGAGAAUCAAAGAUUUCAAGAGUUUUUACUUUCGAAGCUUUCAUGACAGGAUCCAAGAAACGGUUCCCCUGAAGAAAGGAAUAGGGAAGAGACAGGAACAUAGCCCAGAGAUUGACUCCAAAGAUAAACUGUUGGGUCAUCCACAUAGGCAAACAGUCCUGGAAAGCCACCUGGAGAGGCUCACAGGGAAAACUUCACAGGCAUUAUGUGUGAGUUUAAGACAGAAACAACUUAUAAAAGCCUUAGAAGUACAUUUGUGCCAGAAAUUUGAGGAAAUCUAUAAGGGUCACACUCCUGACAUUGUACACAAAUCAAGGAAUUCUAUCAGUCCUAAACUUUCUUUACCUGAGGGAUCUCCCAAGCAAAUAAAAGACAGACAUCUGGCACAAUUGGAGGGUAAAGGUAAUUACCCAAAUAAAUCUCAAAAUAUUUCCUUCCUCAGUUACAGCAAACAAAAAAUGUUGGAAGACCAUAUUAAGACUUUUCAUAACAGAAUGAUGUGGGGCCUUCCACACAGGGUCCAGAAAUCUACAGAAAUCUUCAAUAUGAAAAGGGACCCAUCCCAGGCCCCUUUUGAUUCCCACUUUUCCUCCUCAGAUAAUAGUGUUUCUGGGCUGCAUCCUGAAAGUAGGGUCUACAAACCCCAUAAAGAAAGCUCUAAAGCUUUCCCAGCACACAAUGUGACAACACUAAAUUCAGUUUUGAAUGGGCCUUGCCUUGCUACUACACCUAUUGACAAGGAACGACGGGGACCUUCACCUCCUUCUAACAGCUACAAGCUUACUGGUAACAUCCAGACAGUGAAAGACAGCACACAGAUCUUUUUGAACUCCCAACACAACAACAUGGAAAAAGUAAGUCAGAAGCAGACUUUGCAAGCCAAAAGAAGCCCAAAGCUGCCCACACAGCUGGCUGUUGCAGGACCUAAGAUAAGGGAGAAGAUAAUGAGUUCUACCAGUGACAUGGAAAGGCAUCAGAGCAAAAUGGUGAAGUUAGACUAUUUCUCCAUGUGUAACAAGGCCAGGGGGACUGUCAAAGCACAGGAGCUCCAUGUUCCUCAAUCACAGUCCAGGACCAUCUUGAUGAGCAGGAAAUCAGAAUGUAUCACAGGGCGAGAUAUGAAUAUAAGGAAACCAGAAAUUUCCCUGGCCACUGAGAGACCUCCAGGAAGAACAGCAGUGCCCCAGGACGGCAAAUCAUCAGGCUUUAAAAGUCAGUUGCCUAGUGAGGUAAUGUUUGAAAUGGAGAGUGUGGACCAAAGCCGGGCUCAGGGUCUUCCUGCUGAUGUGUCACUCACCUCCAAUGACUUCAGUCCCAAGACCUUAUUCUAUCAGGACCAAAGUGCCCACUGUGAGAACAUGGUGACUUUACCAAAGGGACAGCCUCCUCCUGAAAAUCUUUUUAAAAAUAAGGUGAAAUGCUUUUUCCAAUGGCUUUGUCCUAGUAUGAAACACAGAGUGCAAGAACGCUCCAAGGGGAACACUGGUGCCCAAUCUUCCUGUGUUCACAACAGGAGCCAGCAGGGAGAGAGAGCUGGAUUGCCUGGGAACUACAGAGAUUGGAAACUCAGCAGAGUCUUUGCAAGGCUAUUUCGCCAGAAUUUGCAGGGAGAACGUUUUCUUCCUCCCAAAUAA